Messenger RNA from Colletotrichum spaethianum, 1971 nucleotides. RefSeq names its product mitochondrial division protein 1. Gene Ontology annotation, biological process: negative regulation of transcription by RNA polymerase II. The transcript has 4 exons. The coding region runs from base 1 to 1971 and encodes 656 amino acids. Lineage: Eukaryota; Fungi; Ascomycota; Sordariomycetes; Glomerellales; Glomerellaceae. The record is from RefSeq and is a predicted model, not a curated record. Gene Ontology annotation, molecular function: protein binding. Gene Ontology annotation, cellular component: nucleus; transcription repressor complex.
AUGGCCGCCUCGAAUAACGACCAGUAUGGCUUCCACGACGAUGCCGGAGACGACCAAUCGGUCCUGUCAACGCGUGGCAUAGAGGCCUUCGGGCGCAAGGUCACCACGACGGCGAGCCAUUUGAUGGGGCCUCUUUCCGAGCCAGGGAACAACAGUCACCACUAUCAUGGCGCCCUGGCCGAAGUCCACAAGCAGCUCCGCCGGCCGACUAUCCAGCGCAGCAUGUUCUCCAUGGCAAAGACGACGCCCACAGACAUGGUUCGCUCCAAGCUGUCCACGACUGAGAUCCAGCAUCGCGCCCUGACCUACUUGCCCGACGAGUUGCUGGCCAACAUCCCCGAGGGCGACAACUCCUACUCUCUUUUCCAGGGCUUCAAGGCGAGCUUCCCCGACCUGACCGAAGAGGGUAGGAAGCAUCGGCGGCGGAUAUCGAGAGGCAGGAAGCUGCUGGAAGACACCGAACACACUCCCGGCACACCACAGGCGCUGCAUAACCUCAAGAAAGACAAGGCUUCGAUGAUGCACGAGCUGGAAAUGCUGGGCGUCCGCAAGAACAUGGCAAGCAGCGAGAUUCGCGACAUUGACAACAAGAUCGCCAAUCUGCAUGGCAUGCGACGCAUCAUCCUAGACAGACUUGCAAAUCUGGAGCAGGAGGAGACGCUAUUGGAACAUGACCUUAUGGACGUCGAAACACGGCUGGAAGAGGCGCAGGACCUCGUUGACGAAGCCGAGUCUAUCGCGAUAAACACACCCACCAAGACCGAGGAAGACCUAGCCGGGGACCAGGACGAAGCUGGAUUCAUGUCACAGUCGGUCUACGAGAAACUGCCAACAGGAGCCGGCUCACCGGCGUCGAAGGCCAAAAAGAGGGUGGUCCGCCGGAAAUCAAUGCCGAUAUUGCACGAGCAUUUUGAGGCUGGCACCGCUAUCAGGGAAAUUCGCGCACACCAGGAUACGAUUACGGCUCUCGAUUUUGACGCACCUUUCGGGACAAUGGUGACUUCGGCUAUGGACGACUCGAUCAGAGUAUGGGAUCUUAAUGCUGGACGAUGCAUCGGUUUGUUAGAUGGGCACACGGCUUCGGUUCGCACACUCCAAGUAGACGACAACUUCCUUGCCACCGGAGGCAUGGAUGCAACGAUCCGCCUCUGGGAUCUGAGCAAGGCGCACUACGACCCACACGGCAGCCAGUACGGAAGGGACGAGGACGAAGAUGGCAUCGCUUUUGAAAACCCCGACGACGGCCCUGUUGAGCCUCCCGAAGGAAGCAUGAGAGAUUGCCACCUCUACACCCUGCAAUCCCACGUCGACGAAAUCACGGCCCUCCACUUCAGGAAUGACACGCUCGUCUCCGGCUCAGCAGACAAGACCCUGCGACAGUGGGAUCUCGAGAAGGGCCGCUGCGUCCAGACUCUGGAUGUCAUGUGGGCGGCGGCACAGGCCUCCGCAUCCCUUGGCAGCGAGAGCUCCUGGAGGCAGACAAACCGAGCGCCCGCGCAGCAGGCUGAUUUCAUCGGGGCUCUCCAAGUGUUUGAGACUGCUCUUGCUUGCGGUACUGCCGACGGCAUGGUACGCUUGUGGGAUUUGCGAAGCGGACAGGUUCAUCGAAGCCUAGUGGGACACACAGGGCCUGUGACGUGUCUGCAAUUCGAUGACGUCCAUCUCGUGACCGGCAGCAUGGACAGAAGUAUUAGAAUUUGGGAUCUCCGUACAGGAUCCAUCUAUGAUGCCUACGCGUAUGACAACGCCAUUACAAGCAUGAUGUUUGACGAGCGAAGAAUCGUAAGCGCCGCUGGUGAGGACGUAGUGAAAGUGUACGAUAAGGUGGAGGGCCGCCAGUGGGACUGCGGCGCGGGUAUCUCUGAGGCCGAAGAGGGCAAGACGCCCGCCAUCGUCGAGCGUGUACGUGUAAAGGACGGCUACCUAGUCGAGGGACGACAGGAUGGCAUUGUAGGAGUAUGGACAUGUUAG